Messenger RNA from Toxotes jaculatrix (banded archerfish), 2271 nucleotides. RefSeq lists its product as uncharacterized. The transcript is spliced from 6 exons. Bases 166 to 1737 code for a protein of 523 amino acids. The record is from RefSeq and is a predicted model, not a curated record. NCBI's taxonomy places the organism in Eukaryota, Metazoa, Chordata, Actinopteri, Toxotidae.
GAGAGACGAGGAAAGAGAAGAACACCUGAAGAAAACUGCCCGCAGAAAGAUGAUUUGUUGUUUCGCGCACCCCAGAAAGCUACGACUCUGUUGUCCCUGAUCUACAAGAGGACGGACAAGACAGACAAGACAGUAAAGGCAUUAAGUCUUCCAGAAUUGAGGAACAUGGACCAGACAUUCCUACGCACUGCCAUCAAUGAUGUCUUGCCUGACCUUUCAGAAGUUACUAAAGAUAUUUUAGAAGAACAUUUGCAGUCCCUUGGUGUGGAGACACAUGAGGACUUUACAUUUAUAGAGGAAGCUGACUUGCUGGUGGCAUUAAGGCCGAUUCAAGCCCGAAAAGCUCUUGCUGCUUGGAAACUGAGAUGCCAGAGCCCCGAAACCAGCAGCUCCUGUGUUGACAUUUCUCCAGGACCCCAAGCAUCUUUGAAGUCUGUGUCACCUAAAAGCUCCUCUUCCUCCUCCAGCUGUCGAAGCUCUGCUCCAGAUUGGAUCGAUACUUUUAUUAUUCCCUGGGAUAAAUUUCCAGAAGAGCUAAUGCAAUCACUGGAAAGAGAAAAACGACCCACUCCACGAUUGAGAAGAGAAAUGGUCCGGAUUGUGGUUAGCGAGAUGAUGCAAAAAAGUUCUCAUGUGAGUAAAAGGAACUCUACAGAAGUUGCUAAGCAAAUGGUAGCAAAAUAUCCCAAAUCUCUCCAGGACGUCAUCGAGGGAGAUGUGAUUGGAACGGGUUAUCACUCUCUUGUCAAGCAACUGCAAAAUAGAAUAGAGAAUGUGAGACGAUUCACAUCACCAAAGAUAAGAAAACGAAAAGCUCGCACUGAUGAGUCUGACUCAGAUGAGAUCUCUCCAGAACAAAGAGCAGAAAUGCAAGACACUUAUGGGUGCCUUAAGUGGGAUGUUAAAUUCCUACCACUUGGUGAGACUGCAGAAAGUCAGCACGAGAAGAAAGAAAAGAUGAAAAUGAUGACUAAAGAAACUGAUGCAAAUCCAGAAGAAAUCAAACAUCUGAUGAAGUCCACUUUCUACUCACAGCGUAAGAAAGUCAACCAGGGGGAAAAUAUAAAACAUCUCAUGGAAGAGUGGCCGUUUUUAUUUGAUGGAUGUGGCAUGGCAGUUCAUUUCAAAGAACUCACCGGAAUUGACCUUAAAGAAACUUUUACCAGGAAUUUGGACCUGAAGGGCAAGCGUCUCCUGAACUACAUGAACACUUACUGUGUCAAAAAGAGCAUGAAGUUCCUACAUGAUGUUACAAAGGUUAAACUGAUGCGAGGAGAACAGAGUGGUUGCUCUGAUGAUGUCAUAGAGAUGAUCCUUCUUUUACUUUCCUACUUUGAUGAGAGGGAAGACAAGAUGUUCUGUUAUGUGGAGGACACAUCCCUGGCAGGGGAAAUACAGAUUGAUGAAGUUCAUUUGAUGCCUACCAUUGUUGUGUGUGGACAAUCCUGCUUCUCCUCCAAACGGUUCAUGCUGAGUGUGGAUGGAACUAUUGUGCAAGAAAACAUCUCCUCCUUCUUAUCUGCGCUCUGCAUGAUGUUUGGAAGUUAUUAUUGUUUCAACAUCCACUAUCCCCUGGAGCUGGCAUCAACCCUGGAGUUUCUGCAGAGGUGCUUCUUCUCCAUUAACCCAGAGAAGGGCACCAAAGUGGAGAAGAAAAGCAAGUCUCGUCUUCAUGUAAACCCAAGAGUCCUUACGCUGAUCCAGGAACUUUCGGAUCAUGAGUGGCGGGAUGUCUGAAUGGACUGAACUCAGUAAGACUUAAGACAUGUAAUAUUUGUCUCACUCAGAUUGUUGUUUCAGUUCUUUCAUUUUAAGAGACAAAUAACUUUUUGACCUCACAUUUGUUACUUUGUACUGUUAGAGAACAGUUCUUUGUACACACAAACGCACACAAAAUGUGUUGAUACUGAAUAUUUUGGUUUCAGUGAUAUAUUGUGUAUCCACAUGCCUUAUUGAGUGUUUUUACAGGCAGGAUUGGCAAAACGGUUUUAAAUGCCAAUUGUUUAAACUUUUGGAAAGGCAUAAGUUAUUUGUACGCUCUUUACUACUUUGAGCAAAAAGGUUUUAAAAAUAUAUGUUAGUGGUCUGGUGUUAAAGUUUUACUUGAACUGGAUUCUAGGAAAUGAUAAGAUUUGGCUACUUUGUUUCUAGCUUGGUAAUUCUUUGUACACACAAUGUGGAUAAUGAAUAUUUUGGUUUCAGUUAUGUAUUGUUUAUCCACAUGCCUUAAUGAGAGUGUUUUUACAGGCAGAAUUGGCAAAACAGUUUUAA